AUGGAGAAGAUCAUUAAGAAGGCCUUGGUGCAGUUCCUCGAGCAGCACCAUCUCCUUUCUGAUGCCCAACACGGCUUUCGAAGUGGUAGGUCCUGCCUCACGAAUCUGCCCUUUACGCUCGAACGCUGGACCAAAGCACGUGAUGAAGGCAAGGUGGUGCACGCCAUCUACAUCGACUUCAAAAAGGCUUUCGACAGCGUUCCUCAUCAACGUCUCUUGUACAAACUGCGCAACGCUGGAAUUCGUGGACGCCUUCUUGUAUGGAUCCAGAUCUUUUUGGCUGGACGGUCCCAGGUCGGGCGUCAACAGUCCUCAGAUGUAAGCGUGGUGAGUGGCGUCCCACAGGGCUCAGUCUUAGGUCCCACGUUAUUCCUCGUUUUCGUAAAUGACUGCGUCAAGGACCUAGACUGUGAUGCCAUCCUGUUUGCCGACGACAUAAAAUUGUGGAAAGUUAUUCACGAUGCGGCAGACGCAGACCACCUGCAAGCAAACUUAAACAGGCUCGAAGACUGGUCGAAGCGCUGGCUUAUGCCCUUCAAUAUAAGCAAGUGUAACUUUCUUCAACUCGGCGGCUUCAGAGCCCCCAACCCCAGGACCUACUUUCUAAACGGCACACCACUGCAGCAGGUUGACAGUCAGAAGGACCUGGGUGUAUGGAUUACAUCUUCACUCAAACCAACACUGCACUGCGCGAAGGCGGCUAAAUCGGCUACGGCCACAUUGCAACUCAUUAGGCGAGCAUUUAUGCGUUUUGACCCUGACUGCUUUUCCAAAAUAUUUGGCACCUUCGUGCCACCUCAACUAGAAUACGCCAUACAGGCGUGGAAACCCUGGACUGCCAAGGAGUAUACCGUCUUGGAGAAGGUCCAGAGACGGGCGAACAAAAUGACACAAGGUCUGGGAGCACUGCCCUAUGAAACCAGACUGUCAAUCCUAAACCUGUUUCCCCUUUCCUACAGGCAAUUACGUGGUGAGCUUAUACUAACAUUUCGCAUCAUCAACGGCCUAGACUGUUGUUUAGAUCCCACUGAUUAUUUCACCCAAGCCAACACGCCCACUUUGCGCGGUCAUCCCCUAAAACUACGCGCAGGGAAAUCAAGAACCAAUGGACGAAAGUCCUUUUUCAGUAACAUAGUGGUUGCAGCCUAG
Molecule: messenger RNA, 1149 nt
Organism: Spirometra erinaceieuropaei
Lineage: Eukaryota; Metazoa; Platyhelminthes; Cestoda; Diphyllobothriidea; Diphyllobothriidae
Source: the annotation of a GenBank genome assembly